Messenger RNA from Anguilla rostrata (American eel), 1201 nucleotides. Its product is annotated as olfactory receptor 52E8-like. The transcript has a single exon. The coding region runs from base 16 to 981 and encodes 321 amino acids. Gene Ontology annotation, molecular function: odorant binding; olfactory receptor activity; G protein-coupled receptor activity. Gene Ontology annotation, cellular component: membrane. The record is from RefSeq and is a predicted model, not a curated record. NCBI's taxonomy places the organism in Eukaryota, Metazoa, Chordata, Actinopteri, Anguilliformes, Anguillidae. Gene Ontology annotation, biological process: G protein-coupled receptor signaling pathway; detection of chemical stimulus involved in sensory perception of smell.
UCAAAAACAUCUGCUAUGAACUCCCUGAAUUCUACCCUCUCUCUAAAUACAACUUUUGUGCGUCCCCCGUUUUUUUUCAUCACCGGUUUUCAUAACAUGCCCCAUGCCAAAUACUACUAUAUUUUCCUGUGCUUUGUUUUUGUGGUCACUGUGUUGGGGAACUCCUUCGUCAUGUUUAUUAUAUACACAGAGCGCAGCUUUCACACCCCAAAGUAUAUGGCCAUUAUUAAUUUGGCUGUAGCUGACUUGGGUGAAAGCACUGCUCUUAUUCCAAAUGUAAUUUCAGUGUUUCUUUAUGAUUCACACUACAUCUACUUUGACACUUGCUUGGCAAACAUGUUUUUUGUGUUUUUCUUUACCAGUUUGCAGUCUUUCACUCUUACCAUUCUGGCCUAUGAUAGAUUUGUUGCAAUAUGCUUGCCACUGAGAUACCAUGCCAUAAUCACAAUGCAAGCGAUGGCUGUGAUAUUAACAGGGGUAUGGGCAUAUAAUUCAGUUUUACUGAUUCUAAUGGUGAGUUUAGUUACCAGGCUGUCUUUUUGUAAAUCCAUCGUUAUAAACAACUACUUCUGUGGUCAUGGAGAAGUACGUAAAUUGGCUUGCAAUGACAAUCUCGUAAAUUCUAUCGUGGGAAAACUUAAUAUGGUAUUGCUCCUUUAUUUACCUUUGAUUCUGACUUUACUGUCAUAUGUGUUUAUUGCUGACGUACUGUUUAAAAUGGCCUCAUGGGAAGGGCGACUUAAAGCCAUUAAGACUUGUUCCGCACACCUAAUGCUGGUGGCUGUAUAUUAUCUUCCAUUAAUGGCCACCUACCUUGCUGAAAUUGCUUUUACCAUUCAUCCUAAUGCCAGGCUCAUGAAUACAUCAUUUGCAAAGGCCAUUACCCCCAUGCUAAACCCAAUCAUUUAUGUGCUGAACACUGAAGAGGUAAAGGAAUUCUCAAAAAAUAUUUUCAAAAGAAAAAAAAUAAUAAUAACCUGAACACAAAUAUUACGGUAGGCAGCGGCAGAGGUUAGCAAUUCCUUAACCUCUGUUGAACACAAAAGCAUGUGUAUCUUUAUUUGAUGACUUGGGGGCUUUUCCUUUGAUCCUUCGGUAUAUAAGGGGAAAAUUUUACUGGUUCGGGGAGACUUGUCAAUAUGACUUCCCGCACACCAUUUACAAAUAGUCAUCUCACUACACACACCAUUGUAUAUUUCCA